Messenger RNA from Rotaria sp. Silwood1, 888 nucleotides. Lineage: Eukaryota; Metazoa; Rotifera; Eurotatoria; Philodinida; Philodinidae. The record is from the annotation of a GenBank genome assembly.
AUGUUUCACUUACAAUGUCAAUCAGCGAAAGAUAUUCGUAAAUAUUCCUAUUAUGCAACUGAAGAUGAAGUACUUCUUAUGCCUGCAACUCAAUUUAAAGUAAUCAGUACUCUUAAUCAAGGUGAUCUACACAUUGUUCAACUGGAAGAAACACGUCCACCAGUGCCACUCAUACAACCAGCGCCAAUUUUUGUUUCACUACCAAACAAUCCACUGCCCCUAGCACCAGUGCCGAUUACACGAAGUUUACCUGCUUUUUCAAUUGAACUACUACAAAAAAUAUUCAUCAAAGUUGAUCGAUUCUCUGAUUUGCUUCGAGUAUCAAGUGUCUGUAAACAACUUCGAGUAGCAAUUUAUAAUGAAUAUUUCCUGAACAAGUUCUUUCAACAACGGUAUCAGAGCGAUCGACGUUGCCGUAAACUUAUUGGUUACUGGAAGUUCGACGAUAAGAAUGAUAUUGGUAAAGAUUCAAGUCUGAUAAAUAUUUAUUCUACGAAAAAAAACUUACAAUGUAUAGAAUCAUUAUCAUUGAUACAAUCGAAACAACUUAUUGAUAUAAUUCAUUAUUUAUAUGAUUGUCGUGUUUUUCAUCGUGAUAGUAAUCAUAUAAAAGGUUUUCCAUGUUACUUUUAUGAACGAACUUUUGAUUUAAUAUGUGCAUUAAAUAUUAUAAUGGUUAUGAAUGUUAACGAAGUUGUAUUAAAAUCAUUGCAAUUAUGGAAAGAUACUCAACGUACAAAUAAACAUUAUUCAAAUUUAUUAAAUUUAAUAAAAAAGCUGGAUUCAUGGUAUCCAUUAGAUGAAUCAUCAGUUUCUCAUGUUUCAAAAGAUCAAUCAGCAAUCUUUGACGUUAUAAAAGAUGAAAUAGAAAAACUUUUCGAUAUGUGA